Molecule: messenger RNA, 990 nt
Organism: Mercurialis annua (annual mercury)
Lineage: Eukaryota; Viridiplantae; Streptophyta; Magnoliopsida; Malpighiales; Euphorbiaceae
Product: F-box protein At2g27310-like
Exons: 1
Coding region: 1-990 (329 amino acids)
Molecular function (GO): protein binding
Source: RefSeq, a predicted model, not a curated record
AUGGCUUCAUCAACCAUCAAUCAAGAUGGAGGCAUCUCCACCGUCUAUCACGACAUUCUCCACACCCAUAUUCUCACCCGUCUCGACGGCCCUACCUUGGCUUCCCUCUCCUGCGUUUCCUCCGAGUUUUAUUCUCUCUCCACCCACCACCAACUCUGGCGGAACAUUUCCGACUCCACCUGGCCCUCCAUUAAGCACCCACUCGUCGCCGCUGUCAUCUCUUCCUUCCCCUCUGCUUACCGCUCCUUUUUCUCCGACUCCUACCCUUUCCUCCAUCACCCUCGCCGGAGCAUCGACGCUCUCGAUCAAACUACUCAAUUUCAAGAAUUGAUCUCAGCCGUUGAUGUCUACUACCAAAACGUGCCCGUUUUCUCCGAGGUUGAGAAGAUAGAAACGGAGUCAGCCGACUUCUUGCGCUCACCGUUCAGAGUGGACAUACUCCCGACAGAAGAGUUUGUGCCCAAAUGGAUACAGUUACCGGAGGGUGAACAGGACUUGUGGAGUAAGAAAUUAGAAGAGAAUUUAACACUGAGCUGGAUCUUGAUCGACCCGAAAGAAAAACGGGCGGUGAAUAUGUCGAGCAAGAGGGCAGUUUCAGUGGAGAAGCACUGGCUAACAGGGGAAAUGCUGAUCAAGUUUGCUACCGUCUUGACCGGCGGGGAGACAGAUGGAGGGCUGGGAAGGGAGCACGUGGCGUGUGAAAUUGUGGUGACGUGUAGGCGGGAGGAAGGAGGGGAGGUUCGGGUGAGGGAUGUGAGCAUGACGAUGGAGGACAUUGAAGGAAUUUCAGUGAGAGGGAGGGAUAGUUUGGUAAUUUUGAAGGAAGUAAUGCAAAGCUGGGAGAGGAAGAUAUUGGGGGAUGGGGAGGAAGGGAGGAGGAGGUAUAAGGAGUUUUUAAGGAGGAAGGGAGAGAAUUAUGAGAGUCAAUAUAGUGUUGCUAAUUGGAUGUGCAAUGUUAUUAGACUACUUAAUCGCAAUGUUUUAGCUUAA